AUGCACGUGUUGUCGACUGCUGUGUUGCUUGGCUCAGUUGCCGUCCAGAAGGUUCUGGGAAGACCAGGAUCAAACGGCCUGUCCGACAUCACAAAACGUUCCGUUGAUAGCUUCAUCAGCGCAGAAACUCCUAUUGCGUUAAACAACCUCCUUUGCAAUGUUGGCCCUGAUGGAUGCCGUGCGUUUGGCACAUCGGCUGGUGCUGUGAUUGCUUCUCCCAGCACAGUUGACCCAGACUACUACUACAUGUGGACGCGAGACAGUGCCCUUGUCUUCAAGAACAUUGUCGACCGCUUCACCCAGAAGUAUGAUGCCGGCCUGCAGCGCCGCAUCGAGCAGUACAUUUCUGCUCAGGUUACUCUUCAGGGGAUUUCGAACCCGUCUGGCUCCCUCUCGGACGGUUCCGGACUUGGUGAACCCAAGUUUGAGUUGACGUUGAACCAGUUUACUGGCAACUGGGGUCGCCCGCAGCGUGACGGCCCAGCUCUUCGGGCUAUUGCCUUGAUUGGCUAUUCGAAGUGGCUCAUCAACAACAACUAUCAGUCGACGGUGUCGAGCGUCAUCUGGCCCAUCGUUAAGAAUGAUCUCAACUAUGUUGCCCAAUACUGGAACCAAACCGGUUUUGACUUGUGGGAGGAAGUUAAUGGCAGCUCAUUCUUUACCGUUGCCAACCAGCACCGAGCACUUGUUGAGGGCGCCACACUUGCUACAACCCUUGGCCAGUCAGGAAGCACCUAUUCCUCUGUUGCUCCCCAGAUCCUGUGCUUCCUCCAGAGAUUCUGGGUUUCUGGUUCAUACAUUGACUCCAACAUCAACGUCAAUGAGGGCAGGACUGGAAAGGAUGCCAACUCUCUUCUCGCAUCUAUCCACACAUUCGAUCCUAGCCUUGGCUGCGAUGCCUCUACCUUCCAGCCCUGCAGUGACAAAGCUCUCUCCAACCUCAAGGUCGUUGUCGACUCCUUCCGCUCCAUCUACGGCGUCAACAGUGGAAUUUCUGCCAGCUCUGCCGUUGCUAUCGGCAGAUACCCCGAAGACGUGUACUUUAACGGAAACCCUUGGUAUCUUGCCACGUUCGCUGCUGCCGAACAACUGUACGACGCUCUCUAUGUCUGGAAGCAGGCCGGCUCCAUCACAGUGACCUCCACCUCUCUGGCCUUCUUCCAGCAGCUUGUUCCCGGUGUCGCGGCUGGAACUUACUCCAGCAGCCAGUCUACCUACACAAGCAUCAUCAACGCCGUCUCGGCAUAUGCUGAUGGAUUCAUGAACGAGGCUGCCAAGUACGUCCCUGCUGAUGGCUCGCUCGCCGAGCAGUUCGACAAGAACAGCGGCACGCCUCUGUCUGCCGUUCACCUGACCUGGUCGUACGCCUCUUUCCUGACAGCCGCGGACCGUCGGGCUGGCAUUGUUCCCUCAUCGUGGGCCAGCAGCGGCGCUAACACUGUCCCUUCAUCCUGCUCCGGAGCGUCUGUGGUUGGAUCGUACUCGCGUCCCACAGCCACGUCAUUCCCACCAUCGCAGACCCCUAAGCCUGGCGUUCCUUCUGGUACUCCCUUCACACCUAUUCCCUGCGCUACCCCGACCUCCGUUGCCGUCACUUUCCACGAGCUUGCCACGACGCAGUUUGGCCAGACGAUCAAGGUCGUUGGCAGCGUUCCCGAGCUGGGCAACUGGAGCACGAACGCAGCCGUGGCUCUUAAUGCCGUCAACUACGCUUCUAACCAUCCUCUGUGGCUUGGAUCGAUUAACCUCGCGGCCGGAGAAGUCGUCCAGUACAAGUACAUCAACGUGGGCUCGGAUGGCUCCGUGACCUGGGAGAGUGACCCCAACCACACCUACACUGUUCCUGCGGUGGCCUGUGUUACCCAGGUGGUUAAGGAGGAUACCUGGCAGUCAUAA
Trichoderma virens Gv29-8 is the source of this 1896-nucleotide messenger RNA. Its product is annotated as glycoside hydrolase family 15 protein. The record is from RefSeq and is a predicted model, not a curated record. Gene Ontology annotation, cellular component: fungal-type vacuole. NCBI's taxonomy places the organism in Eukaryota, Fungi, Ascomycota, Sordariomycetes, Hypocreales, Hypocreaceae. The transcript is spliced from 5 exons. Gene Ontology annotation, biological process: polysaccharide catabolic process. The coding region runs from base 1 to 1896 and encodes 631 amino acids. Gene Ontology annotation, molecular function: starch binding; glucan 1,4-alpha-glucosidase activity.